Molecule: messenger RNA, 1160 nt
Organism: Helianthus annuus (common sunflower)
Lineage: Eukaryota; Viridiplantae; Streptophyta; Magnoliopsida; Asterales; Asteraceae
Exons: 2
Coding region: 130-891 (253 amino acids)
Cellular component (GO): mitochondrial ribosome; mitochondrial large ribosomal subunit
Source: RefSeq, a predicted model, not a curated record
UGUUUUUGUAAUCAGCCUUCCUUUCAUCUUCCACAAAACCCUAGCUCCGUCACUCCGCCACCACCACCACCACCACCACCGCACAUCAUCACCACAACCACCGCCACCUUACAUUCUCUCACAACAACAAUGAUGAGAAUCACAGACCUCAACAAACUCAAACCACUCACUUCCCAAAUCGAAACCCUAACUCACCGAUUCCUCCAAAAAUGCUCCGUAAGCGGAACCGCAAAAGGCAAAGGCAAAGUGAAAGACGGCCAAACCCUAAAACGGUCCAAAAUCACCAUCAAAAAAGGUCAACAGAAGCCAGAUCCAUCCGCCACAAAAGGUCCGCGAAAAGGUCAACUCGAACAGCUGAUUGACGAUUGCUUGCAGGCCAAGGCACCGGUAAGAUACUUGAAACCCAAGGAACGUGAACGAGAAGCCGAGCGAGAGAAAAUGGGAUUGAUUUCUGAAAACAGAAAGCUAGAAAUUGCUAAUUUCAAAAAGAACAAAAAUAAGGAUAAAAAUGAUAAAAACGAUGAUGAAAAAAUAGCGAGAAUUGGACCUGAAGGGUUGGAUUUGAUAACAUUAGGGGUGGUGGAUGGCGAUAAGGUGCCGAAAUACGAGUUGACGGUUGAGGAUGGGAGGAGGUUAGCUAAGGAGUAUAGUAGGAUUUUGAUGAGGAAGCAUAGGGCAAGACAGGUGGCAGAGACAGGGUUGUUGAAGUGUAAGAAAGAGGCGAUAGAGGCGUUGCCGGAAGGGUUGAGGGAGGCCGCGUUGGUGCCGGAUUUGACGCCGUUUCCGGUGAAUAGGUUUAUGGCGACGUUGACGCCUCCGAUUGAAGGGUAUAAUGAGAAGAUUGUUGAAGCGGCUAAGAGGCAGAGUUCGGUUAAGGGGAAGCUUCGAUGAGUGGUAAGGUUAUAUAUCGUAUCAACUUCUUGGUGUUUGCAGUUUCAUCCAUACGGUAUCACCUGGAUCACUUUUGUUUUGUUAUAUCUCAUCACCCAUUCAAUAAAUGACCUUGAGUUUUGCUUAUGAAAACUUGGUUGUACUUGAUCAAUGGUUGUAUCAUCUCAUCAUAUUGUUUGGGAUAAUAUUAACUUGAUUAAAUCGUUUUGUUAAUUUUUUAUCUGUAUCAUUUUGAGAUAAUAUUAACAUGGUUGACGUGUUGCUGUGGA